Magnolia sinica is the source of this 3368-nucleotide messenger RNA. RefSeq names its product AUGMIN subunit 5. Bases 478 to 2895 code for a protein of 805 amino acids. Gene Ontology annotation, biological process: spindle assembly. Gene Ontology annotation, cellular component: HAUS complex; spindle microtubule. Lineage: Eukaryota; Viridiplantae; Streptophyta; Magnoliopsida; Magnoliales; Magnoliaceae. The record is from RefSeq and is a predicted model, not a curated record. The transcript has 10 exons.
AAAAGCCACAAUCCCUCUGUCCCUCCAUAAACACGUUCGCCGUUGCAGAAAAAGCAAAAUCAAAGUAACUUCCGCAAACCUAGAGCCAGUGGAUGGAACUUUCAUGAGAUCCAAACCGUCCAUCAGGUACGCUGCCUCAUUUUUAACUGUAGAACCACAAAAAUCAUCAGGUAGGCCAGACCGUAGGAAGCAUUAUUUCUUGUGAUGAGCCACCUCGACCCUGAAUCUACAGUCACCCACCGCCUUUGUUAUCUUCCCCGAUCAGAAUCGUAUGCAGACCGAAAUGCUGAUCGCUGGCCGUUGAUUACGUAAACCUAGCAACCAAAUGAGCUUACUUGCUGUGAGCAUCGCCAAAACCCUAAUUAAGAGGAUUAGAUAUUUUUCCCCAAAUCCAUCUCUCCAAGUCUCCAGAUCUGGUUUUCUCCAGGGCUUUUACUGUAAUUCCUUCAAAAACCUCUCUCUUUCUCAGUGUUAGAAAUGCAGGCUUCCGGAAGCUCUUCCCUUCCACAGCCGGAGGUGAUCUUGGAAUGGCUCCAGAAGGAGAUGGGAUAUCGCCCGCAAGGCGGUCCUUACAUCUCAUCGAGCAAGUCGCUGCCGUCCGUUGAAUCUCUCCGCAAGAUCUGCCGUGGAAACAUGCUCCCUGUCUGGAAUUUCUUACUACAGAGGGUUAAGUCGGAGAAGACUGUGGAGAAGAUCCGCCGCAAUAUCCUUGUCCAUGGUAGCAGUGGCAGUGGUGACGUCAUUGUCUCGGCGGGUGCUGAGGAUGGAAGGAGCAAGGGGAGGAGGAAGGAUAGGGGUAAGGUGAAAUCAGGGUUUGAGAAAGGGCUGGUGGGGCCUGAAGAUUCGGCGGAGAGCAGGGAGAAUGCUCUGCGGGAGAGGGACGCGGCGGAGAGAGAGGUGGAGAGGCUGAAGCACAUUGUCCGGAGGCAGAGAAAGGAUUUGAGGGCAAAGAUGCUGGAGGUUUCAAGGGAAGAAGCCGAGAGGAAGAGGAAGCUGGACGAGAAGUCUAAUUACAGGCACAAGCAGGCAAUGCUGGAGGCAUAUGAUCAACAAUGUGAUGAAGCAGCCAAAAUAUUUGCAGAGUACCAAAAGCGCCUUCAUUAUUAUGUUAAUCAAGCAAGGGAUGCUCAGAGGUCCAAUGUUGGCACUGCUGCUGAUGCAGCUGAUGAUUUUCAUGUAAACAGUGAAAAAGAAGCUGUUUAUUCAACUGUUAAGGGAAACAGGUCCUCAGAUGAUGUCAUCCUCAUAGAAACCACUCGAGAAAGAAAUAUUCGGAAGGCAUGUGAAACUCUUGCAGCGCAUAUGGUUGAGAAAAUACGCAAUGCUUUCCCGGCUUAUGAAGGAACUAGUAUUCACAUGAGUCCCCAGCUAGAGGCUGCCAAAUUAGGCAUUGAUUUUGAUGGGGAAAUACCUGAUGAUGUUAAGGUUGUUGCCAUAAAUGCCCUCAGAAAUCCACCUCUAUUGCUUCAGGCUGUUACUGCAUACACGUUGCGGAUGAAAACAUUGAUUCAUAGAGAAACAGAGAAGAUUGACAUUAGAGCUGAUGCUGAACUUUUAAGAUACAAGUAUGAGAAUAACAGAGUCACGGAUGCUGCUUCUCCCGACAUGAGCUCAAAUUUACAAGAUCAGGUGUACGGAAAUGGGAAGAUAGGGAUUGACGUCUCCACCAAAGGAACUCAUAAUCAGCUUCUUGAAAGACAGAAAGCGCAUGUCCAGCAGUUUGUGGCCACUGAAGAUGCACUCAACAAGGCUGCAGAGGCUAGGAACUUAAGUCAAAAGCUCAUAAAACGCCUUCACGGAAGCAGUGACGGGGUUUCAUCUCACUCACUUCCUGCUGGAGGCACCUCACAAAAUUUGGGCAGCCUCAGGCAUUUUGAGUUGGAUGUCUGGGCUAAGGAAAGAGAAGCUGCUGGAUUGAAGGCGAGCCUGAAUACUUUGACAUCUGAGGUACAGCGCUUGAAUAAACUCUGUGCAGAGUGGAAAGAAGCAGAAGAUUCCUUAAGAAAGAAGUGGAAAAAAAUUGAACAGUUUGAUGCCCGUAGAUCAGAACUGGAAGCCAUCUAUACUGCUUUGCUUCGGGCUAACAUGGAUGCAUCUGCAUUCUGGGAUCAGCAGCCAUUAGCUGCACGAGAAUAUGCGUCAAGCACGAUAAUCCCAGCAUGUGUGGUCGUUGUGGACAUGUCAACCAAUGCAAAGGAUCUCAUAGAGAAAGAGCUGUCUGCUUUCUCUCGAAGUCCAGAUAAUAGGCUUUACAUGUUGCCAUCAACUCCACAGGCUCUCUUGGAGUCCAUGGGUGCUAAUGGAUUUACAGGACCGGAAGCAAUUGCAGCUGCGGAAAAGAAUGCUGCUUUAUUGACUGCGAGAGCUGGUGCUAGAGAUCCAUCAUCAAUUCCAUCUAUAUGUCGCGUUUCUGCUGCCCUUCAAUAUCAUGAUGGUUUGGAAGGUUCAGAUGCUGGGCUAGCAUCGGUGUUAGAAUCUCUGGAAUUCUGUUUGAAGCUUCGGGGUUCUGAGGUUAGUGUGUUGGAGGACUUGUCGAAGGCAAUCAAUCUGGUUCAUAGUCGGCAGGAUCUUGUUGAAAGUGGUCAUGCAUUAUUGAACCAUGCAUAUCGCAUGCAGCAAGAUUACGAGAGGACUACUAGUUACUGUUUGAAGUUGGCUGCUGAACAAGAAAAAAUAGUUACAGAAAAAUGGUUGCCUGAGCUUAGAAGUGCAGUUUUGAAUGCUCAAAGAUGCUUGGAAGACUGCAAACGAGUUAGAGGCUUGGUUGACGAGUGGUGGGAGCAGCCGGCUGCGACGGCUGUUGACUGGGUAACGGUGGACGGUCAAAAUGUCGCUGCUUGGCUGAAUCAUGUAAAGCAGCUUCAAAUGACCUUUUACGACAAGGAGCUUCUGUGAAGACUUCAGCAGGACUGUCACAAGCGCAUCAGGUUGUUCUAGCGUUUCUGGCUCGUAUUAUCCGUCGCUGAUGUGGUGGGUUAAAGUCCGACCAAUUUCUUUAUGGAAUGUGCCUGGCAUAGCUCCAAUACCUGCGGCAAUGGAUGGGGGAUUGGGUUUCUCUCGGCUGCUGUUUUUGGUGGAACAAGGUAUCCUCAUUCAGGGAGGUUUCCUAAUUUGUAUGAAUCGGUUGUGCCAUAUGGGAUCAUUUGUAACAUAUGCCAUUUGUUGUUAUUCCUUGGGUCAUUUUUUCUUCUUCUUGAGUUGUAGGGAAGGGGUGUUCUUUUUAUAGCCAUGUUUCAAAGCUAGAGAGAGGUUGUCCAUGAUCGGUAUCAAUCAACUUGUUGAAAUGUCUUUUGUAUUGGGGAUUUAAUGGUCUUGUUUCAUUAAAAAUAGAAAAGAAGCUUGCAUGAUUGUGCACUGCACCUGUAUUA